Helianthus annuus (common sunflower) is the source of this 5940-nucleotide messenger RNA. RefSeq lists its product as uncharacterized. Bases 201 to 5774 code for a protein of 1857 amino acids. Gene Ontology annotation, biological process: phospholipid catabolic process; protein phosphorylation. Lineage: Eukaryota; Viridiplantae; Streptophyta; Magnoliopsida; Asterales; Asteraceae. Gene Ontology annotation, cellular component: plasma membrane. Gene Ontology annotation, molecular function: ATP binding; D-type glycerophospholipase activity; protein kinase activity. The transcript is spliced from 15 exons. The record is from RefSeq and is a predicted model, not a curated record.
GGAACACAGCGUAAGUGAAAAGUUGGUGCAAAAUAAGGAACCCCAAAACACCCCAUCUCGCCACCAACCCUCCGCCGGAUCCCUUAGCCCCACCAUCCCACUGCGGGAGCUCUCAACCCUCCACCACAUCGCCGGAUUUCUCUCUCCUCCGCGCGAUUUUUCUGCUACAUUCGUUGGGGGUUUUGGACGUGCUGUUGGAAAUGGAAGACUUUGUGAAGGAAUCUGAUGCUCCCCUGAAACAUUCUUCGGAGGAGGAUUUAAGGAUGCUGCGAGAUGCGAUCUCCCUUUUAGAAAAACGCGAGAGGCGCUUCGGUCGUGUUGGCUACCUCGAAAAACGAUAUCAUCAGCACGCACGUCGCGAAAUCCAGGAGAAGAUGAGAGUUUCACUCUUUGCAUACAAGGAGUCACUACAGUUAGACGGCAUACAGAGAUACAGACUUAAAGACAUUUUAUCCGCAACCAACAACUUUUCUGAGGAAAAUCUCAUUAAGGAAGGUGUAUCAGAAAAGUUGUACAAAGGACAACUCUUGCGGGAUGGGAAUCUGAUGAAUUUGACCGUACGGAGGUUAGAUUGUACUUAUGGGCAAGGAGGUGAAUUGCAGACGGAGAUUCAAACGCUUAAGAGUCUCAAACAUGAAAAUAUCAUCUCUAUUUUUGGGCAUUGUGAUGAGAACAAUGAAAAGAUUAUCGUUUACGAGCAAGCAUUUCACGGAACUCUUGACCGACAUCUAAGUGAUCCAACAUUCACAUGGUCUCAAAGACUUCAAGUAUGUUUAGGUGUUGCAAAUGCAGUGAAGUGCAUCCACUAUGAUAUCAUACAUUGUGACGUCAACAGCUCUAAAAUAUUUUUAAAUGAAGAUUGGGUACCCAAAUUAUACGGUUUUGAACUUUCCACAAAGUAUCCUCAAAGCUGGAGGCAUCGUAUUCUCUACUCUCGCUACUUUGACACCAACAAUAUGACACCCAAGUAUGAUGUUUACUCUUUUGGUGUGUUAUUGUUUGAAGUCCUUUGUGGGAGGAAACUGAUGAUUACAAAUGGCGUUAUUCAGGAAGAACCAGUUGACCGUAAUUUAAGGAAACAAUUGGACAUGGAAUCUUUGAGACAAUAUAAAGACUUGGCUUGGAAAUGCUUGAAUCAACAACCUGUGAAUCGUCCAACUAUGGAUCAGAUUGUCAAAGAACUUAAGGAGGUGUUGAAACUUCAUUUCAUACAUGCAAAUAUUCAUGCAAAAGCCGUAGAUGAAGGUACAACAUCCAAAAGCUUGGAGAUGGAUUUAUACAACAUCCCGUUGAGCAUAAUAAAGCUAGCGACAAAUAAUUUCGAUAAAGGGUGCGCUGUUGGGUCUGGCGGGUAUGGUACAGUCUACAAAGCGGAACUUGAUGUUUCAUCUGUCAAAAGUUUGUCAUCAAAGGAAAGGGAGUGUAACGAUGGAAUGCCCAAGAUAAGUGUAGCGAUAAAACGUAUCCUUAGCAGAGAAGACGGGCAAGCUGAAAAAGGGUUUUUAUCAGAAAUUGAUUUGCUUACUAGUUGUAAGCAUCUUAAUAUAAUCUCUCUUUUAGGCUUUUCUAGAGAAUCCAAUGAAAUGAUUCUUGUUUAUGAGUAUGCUUCUAACGGAAGCCUUAGUGAUUAUAUAGGAAACAAGGGUAAAUCGAAUAAUCUUACUUGGACACAAAGAAUACAAAUUUGCCUUGAUAUUGCACAUGGAAUUAAUUACCUUCACACCCCCAUGGAGGGAAAACCAAGGAUAAUACAUCGAGAUAUAAAGAGUGAUAACAUUUUAUUAGAUGAAAAUAUGACUGCAAAGCUUGCUGACUUUGGGCUCUCCAAAUUUCAUAAUAUGAAGCAAUUUGCUAGCACUGUCUGUACAAAAAUGCUUGCAGGCACAGAGGUUUAUAUGGAUCCAGAAUUUAUGACUACAGGCAAGUAUAAAAGGAAAUCUGAUAUUUACUCCUUUGGAGUAGUUUUAUUUGAGGUCCUCUCUGGGAGUUUGGCCUAUGAUCGAGUUUACCUUGACGAAAAUGACAUGGGGCUUGCACCCGUUGUAAGGCAACACUACAAGGAGGGAACAUUAAAGGAACUUAUGGAUCCUAAAAUAAUAGAAGAAGACGAUGAUCGUAUUUUUACUUUAAAUAGAGGACCCAAUCAAGAUUCUUUUGACGCAUUUUCAAAAAUCGCGUUUAAGUGUUUAGCAGAAACUCAAGCCGACCGUCCAACAAUGGAAGAAGUCAUCAUGGAACUUAAAAACGCAUUGAACUUGCAAGGGGAAAGCAUGGUACUCUCAAGGUUUCGACUCGGUGAUAUAAAUUUGGCUACGAAGGACUUUGCUGAAACAUGCUGCAUUGGGUUAGACCCAAAUAGCAUGGUGUACAAAGCUGAACUCGAUCAUUUUGAAAACAAUAGUAUGCUGGCAGCAGAAGGGAAGGAUAGUGAUGUACGAUCCAAGAAACACAUUACUGUAGCUAUAAAACGCAUCAAAGAAAAAGCAGAGUUCGUUGCGGAACUUGAAAUGGCUGGCUAUAAGCAUCCCAACGUAGUCUCUCUUAUUGGCUUCUGUGACGAAGUUGAUGAAAUGAUCCUUGUCUACGACUAUGCUCCUGAGAGAAGCCUUGAUGACUAUUUGAAAAGCGUUGAUAACAAGGAUAAUUUUAGUUGGACCCACCGUCUGCGCAUGUGCCUUGAGAUUGCACGCGGGAUCAAUCACCUUCACACCAUGAUGUUCAACCAACAAAGGAUAAUACACCGACACAUAAAGAGUGCGAACAUUCUGUUAGGUAAGAACUUGGAGGCGAAAAUUGCGUACUUUGGGAUCUCUACAGAUAUAGGCGUGAAUGUGUACAAGGAUCCAGAAUAUGAAACGACAGGUAACAUGAAAAGAAAUUCUGAUAUAUACUCUUUAGGAGUUGUGUGUUUUGAAAUAUUUUGUGGGCGGCUGGCAUAUGAUCUGGAUUUCAUGGUUGAAAAUGACAAAGGGCUUGCACCCAUUGCACGCCAAUGCUUCAAUGAUGGAACAAUAGAGAACAUAAUGGAUCCGAAGCUAACGGAAGAAACUCAUGAAGAAAUUUCCUCUUCAAAUGGAGGACCCAACAAAGAUUCUUUGAAAACAUUUUUAAAAGUUGCAUAUCAGUGUUUGGGAGAAGCUGCCAAGCGGCCUACAAUGAAAACCGUGAUCAAGGAGCUUGAGAUAGCAUUAAACCUUUCUAGUUAUGAAGGGUCGCUUUCUCAUAGUGGAUCUCUUGAUUUAUCUCAACAUCCUACUUUUACGCAUUCGCCGUCAUUUGUCGAUCCACAAAGCAAUCAACAAUACCAAAUGGUCCCAUUCACGUCUUCGCCUUCUAAAAAAGCGUUAAAGGUUCUACUUCUACAUGGGAAUUUGGAGAUAUGGAUACACGAGGCGAAAAACCUUCCGAAUAUGGAUAUGUUUCAUAAAACAAUGGAGGAAGUUCUCAAUUAUUUACCAGGAAACAAAAGUAAAAUAACUAGUGAUCCAUACGUCUCUGUCGCUGUUACAACUGCCGUGAUUGCAAGAACUUACGUAAUUAGUAACUCCGAAAACCCUGUUUGGAAACAACAUUUUAACGUCCCCGUUGCGCAUAAUGCUGCCGAAGUUAAUUUUCUUGUUAAGGGUAGUGACGUUAUCGGGUCUCAACUUAUCGGAGCCGUAACGAUCCCGGUCAAACAACUAUACUUAGGAACCAGAAUCGAAGGGCUUUUUCCGAUACUUGGUGCAAACGGAAAACCAUGCAAAGUGGGAGCGGUGUUGGGACUUACGAUUCAAUACUUUCCGAUUGAAAAGUUGAGUUUAUAUCAUAACGGGAUCGGAGCGGGCCCGCAAUAUGUAGGAGUUCCCGGGACCUAUUUCCCGUUAAGGCGAGGUGGCAGGGUGACGUUAUAUCAAGAUGCGCAUGUGCACGACGGGUCUCUACCUGAUAUUAGGCUUGAUCAAGACAGGCAUUAUGUGCAUGGGUCUUGUUGGAAUGACAUAUAUGAUGCAAUAAGUAAUGCCCGACGUCUUAUAUAUAUAACGGGUUGGUCUGUAUGGCACAAAGUGAAAUUAGUUCGUGGGACGGCACAAAGUGAAAGUAGUCUUGGAGAUCUAUUGAAAAUGAAAUCACAAGAAGGUGUGAGAGUUUUGCUUCUUGUUUGGGAUGAUCCUACUUCUACGAACAUUUUGGGCUACAAAAAGAAUGGACAAAUGGCUACCCAUGAUGAAGAAACUCGGCGAUUUUUUAAGCACUCUUCAGUUCAAAUAAUUCUUGUUCCUCGUAUAGCUGGAAAAAGACACAGUUGGAUGAAGCAGCAGGAAGCUAAUAUCUAUACACACCACCAGAAAACUGUGAUUGUCGAUACGGAUGCAGGAUAUGGUAAAAGAAGAAUUGUAGCUUUUGUUGGAGGACUUGAUCUGUCUGUCGGCCGAUAUGAUUCCCCAGAACAUCCCUUGUUUAGGACUUCAAAAACAGUUCAUGUGGAUGACUUCCAUAAUCCUACUUUCACGGGUAAUCUUGCGGGUUGUCCAAGAGAACCAUGGCAUGACAUGCAUAGUAAAAUCGAUGGUCCAGCAGCAUAUGAUGUCUUGACCAACUUUGAAGAACGAUGGCUAAAGGCCUCAAAACCUCGUGGUAUCAAAAAACUAAGAAGUACAUAUGACGAUUCUUUGCUCAGACUAGAAAGGUUGCAAGAUCUUUUGGGUAUAAAUGAUCAACCUUACCAUGAUGAACGGGAUCCUGAAGGGUGGCAUGUACAGAUAUUCCGUUCAAUUGAUUCGAACUCCGUUAAAGGAUUUCCAAAAGAUCCAAAGGAAGCUACAAGCAAGAAUUUGGUUUGUGGGAGGAACGUGUUGAUUGAUAUGAGCAUACACACAGCAUACGUGAACGCUAUCCGUUCCGCCCAACAUUUCAUAUACAUCGAGAGCCAAUACUUUAUCGGAUCAUCAUUUAACUGGAAUUCAUUUAAAACCCUAGGUGUCAACAAUUUGAUUCCAAUGGAAAUUGCCCUGAAAAUUGCUAGUAAAAUUAGAGCACGUGAAAGGUUUGCUGUAUAUAUCAUCAUCCCCAUGUGGCCAGAGGGUGUCCCCACAGGCUUUGCUACGCAACGUAUUCUAUAUUGGCAGAACAAGACGAUGCAAAUGAUGUAUGAGACUAUUCACAAGGCAUUGGUAGAAGUUGGGCUCGAUGGGGUAUCUUCACCGCAAGAUUACUUGAACUUUUUUUGUCUUGGGAACCGUGAAGCCAUGGGCCCACACGAUAACGUAGGCGGCGAGAGCCCUGGUUCAGGAAAUACUCCACAGGGACUUGCGUGGAAGAGCCGCCGGUUCAUGAUAUACGUUCAUUCAAAAGGCAUGAUAGUUGACGAUGAGUAUGUAAUUAUUGGAUCUGCAAACAUUAAUCAACAGUCUAUGGAGGGAACCCGAGCAGAGAUUGCGAUGGGGGCGUACCAACCUCAUCAUACUUGGGCCACAAGACUCUCGAAUCCACGGGGACAGAUUUAUGGAUACCGAAUGUCUCUUUGGGCCGAGCAUCUUGGGCUUGUGGAUGAUCGAUUUACACAGCCCGAAUCAUUGGAAUGUGUAAGAUAUGUGAGAUCAUUGUCUGAAGCUAACUGGACACAGUUUGCAGCUGAUGAGGUGUCAGAAAUGAGGGGACAUUUACUAAAAUACCCUGUUGAAGUGGGUCCAAGUGGCAAGGUAAGUUCUCUUCCGGGAUGUGUAAACUUCCCAGAUGUUGGCGGUCAGAUUGUCGGGUCGUUCACUGUGGUUCAAGAGAAUUUGACUAUUUGAUUAGUGUUUUUGGGCAAUUUUGACUUUUCAAAAUUAGGGUUCUUGUUGAGUGGUGGUGUUUAUGAUGUUAGUGGUUGCAAAUAGUUUGAUGUUCAUGUUGUGUUUGCAUAUAUGUACAUUUGACUACCUUUUGUUCUAUUCAAAUGACACCAAAACCCUUGAAUCU